UCAAAAUGAACUCUCUCUGAAUUUCGAUAUCAGCUGAUUUCUGUUUACCGUGUCAAUGUCAGAUGUGAGUUUAUGUUUGAGUUGUUUAUUGUGGUUCCGGUGCCGGCAUUUUCGUAAUUUGAUGCACAAUGGCGUUCUCGAUGCCCAUGAAGCAAAUUGGUGUAAAAAACAUCGGAUUUCGUGUGGAUCUGAUGGAGUGGAGCAAUAAAAUGGAUCUCAUAGCAAUCGCAAAUGAAAAAGGAGAAAUCAUCAUUCAAAGGUUGAACUGGCAAAAGGUGGUAAUAUUUCCUCCACCUGUGGAGAGCGUGAAAGUGAAGGCAUUGGCGUGGCAGCCAGGCGAAGCAGUGAUCGCUGCAGGUUACAGCAACGGUAAAGUAUCUUUGCUUGACAUAGAGAAAGAGGAUGAAAUUUACACGUUUACGUGUGAAUCUGAUAUAAAAACCUUGAAUUGGACGAAAACGAAUAUCCUGCCUAAAGUUGAUAAGAAGGACAUCGAUUAUUCUACACCAAAUGACGACGAUUAUCUAUCACCUCUGCCGAACCUAAAUUCUCUGACUUCUACAUCUCGAAAAUCAGAAUUCUGUUCAACGAAGUCGUUUGCAAAAGGCCCGCCCAAUUUUCUGAUCAUAAGUCUAACCUCGGGACAAAUACUCAUUUCUGUAUUUGGAUUGUUACCAUGUGGCACUAUAAACAUUUCCGAUCACAUUAUUGAUUCUCAAAACUAUGAAGUUCAUGAUGUCCAAAUGAGUUCCAAUUUCAACGAGGUGUUUGUAUUCUUGACUAACAAUGGAGUUCUUGAAUUACUUAUAUUCGAAAACAACAUUCUGUCAAAAUAUGCACAACCACUUUUCAACUUAGCGAUAAAACAUGGUAACAUAGUGGAUACAAUGAACUAUAUAAAUGAAACUAUACAGUGUAUAAUUGAAGCCUGGGAGACUGUCCUAUUGGAGAUGGACAAUAAACUAACUAAAUAUGCAAAUUCGCAACCAGAAGGUUCCAUUUCAGCGGAUUUCUUAGAGUUACUUAUGUUUGGAUAUCCUUCAGAGGCUUUAGAACAGUUUCUUGUAAGGGACUUAACCGAGAAGGGACUGAAAAAGCUGGGAAACUCUAUAGAGUUAAGUUACUCAACUAUCCAGAAACUUGUGAUUAAACCGUUGCACAAUGCGGCUACGAACUUGAUUUAUCAUCUCAAUAGCAUCAAAGGGUUAAGUCGGAAUUCUUACAGUUACAGCGCUUUACUCGAUAUAAAAUGUGCAGAAAAGGCGACUUGCAGCGCGGGUUCAUUUCUUAUCAAAAUAUUCGAACUGCAACAGACCAUUUCUCAAUCUGUAACGGACUAUAAAACAUUUUGGUGUUGGUUAUAUAUGGCUAUUAUUCGACUCAUGGAUGAAAAUGUUCCAGAUGAAGUGUCAUCUACUUCACAACAGGAUAUAACAUACUUGGCCGAAUUUUUAAACAGUUUUGAUGAUUGCAUUUUCGAGAAAGAGGACGGAGGCGUAGGCAAACGGAAAUUCAAUUUGGAAAGAGUCGGGCAAUAUCUUGAGGAUUGCGAUUUACAGACUCCCAUUAAACAACAUGAUUGGAACAAUUUGCUGAGUGAAAAUGAAUGCCUUCGAGAUUCGGCACUAAUUUUUCCGCAUCACAAGAAUCAAUCACUUAUACAAGAGUGCAAUUCAGUGAAGAAAAACAUUACAGAGUUAUUUCAACGUCCAAAUAACCAAAUUGGAGAAAACUUUCAAUUGAAAUCGAGAAUCAUCUGUUCUGCCUUGUCUGCAGACCCAGUGCACACGGCAUUCAUAUCAAAUGAAGUCACACCAUCCGAUAUGUUAGUCGCAACUACAAGCGCGAAUGAUUUAAUCUAUAUCGAAAUUAUUUCAAAAAACGAACUGAAAUCGUCGAGGCUGAAUUUCAUGAAGGGACCAUUCACACAACCGCAAUUCAAGGACUUGAGUGACAUGGUUGUAAGAGAUUUGAAAUUUUACAACGAAAGUACAAUGUCCCUUUUAUUGCGAGGGCUAUCGGAAGGACGUAGUGUAAACUAUUUCAUUCAAUUCGGUAUGCCCGAAUGGCAAGCAACAUGCUCUCAUCAUCACAUCACAAAGGAGUUGGAUUUACGACAGUCGGCUGUGAUGACCAAUUGUUUUGAAUUCGUAGAUGUUGGAUGUUUUUCGAAGCCAAUCGAUGGUAAUACCUGUGUUCAAAUCGCUGUGUCAGGCAGCCGCAAGGUGGCAUCAAUUCUCUCGGACAAUUGCCGGAAAAUCCGACUGUACGAAAUGGAAGUGGAGGAUGAAGACGAUGAAAUGGAGCCAGGUCUGAAUUUAUUUACUUCGAGAGAAAUGGUGUAAGAUUUUGUCUUGUCUAAAUAUGUGAAUAAAGAGACUUCAUAUCGGAAAGAGUGUUGCUUUUUU
This is a messenger RNA of Hermetia illucens (black soldier fly), 2408 nucleotides long. RefSeq names its product anaphase-promoting complex subunit 4 (gene APC4). The transcript is spliced from 9 exons. The record is from RefSeq and is a predicted model, not a curated record. Gene Ontology annotation, molecular function: protein binding. NCBI's taxonomy places the organism in Eukaryota, Metazoa, Arthropoda, Insecta, Diptera, Stratiomyidae. The coding region runs from base 129 to 2345 and encodes 738 amino acids. Gene Ontology annotation, biological process: protein K11-linked ubiquitination; anaphase-promoting complex-dependent catabolic process; positive regulation of mitotic metaphase/anaphase transition. Gene Ontology annotation, cellular component: anaphase-promoting complex; nuclear periphery.